AUGUCUGGCUGGCCAGAAUUCGUCCGCGAUGUGCAGACGGGGUCGACCAAGCUGCCGCGGGGUCUGCCCCAGGUCAGGUCCGGGACCUUGGUCCUCGACGACCAGGUACUAGGACUUCCCGGGGGGGUACUCAGUCAUGUGUCGGUGCCCGUCCACUACCUCGACCUCAAUGGGGCGCAGGCCCACAGCCUUUCUGAGCUGGGAGGUUCCCCAGAGCUUUGGGCCGGCGUCACCAAAUUGUAUGCCAGCAAUGGCGCUCUGCGCAGCCUCCAGGGCCUGGAGCUGCUGUGCAAUGUGAGGUUCCUGUACCUGGACCACAAUGAGCUGCCAGAGAGGGAGCUACUCAUGCUGAGUGGGCUCCCUCGACACCAGCUGGAAUGCCUGGACAUCCAAGGGAACCCAGGUUUCACAGACGAGGUCAUGCAGGCGCUGAUGGAUGGUGAGGGGGGUCAGGCGGGCAGUACUAGGUGA
Molecule: messenger RNA, 471 nt
Organism: Auxenochlorella protothecoides
Lineage: Eukaryota; Viridiplantae; Chlorophyta; Trebouxiophyceae; Chlorellales; Chlorellaceae
Exons: 3
Coding region: 1-471 (156 amino acids)
Source: RefSeq, a predicted model, not a curated record